AUGGACUUUUCACAGACUAACGUGACCAAUAGACCUGAAAGCAAGGAAAAGAAUGGUGAGAAUCGCAUAGUUCUACGAUGCAAAUCGGAAAAUGGGCAGUCGGUCCUUGUAUUGACUGGUGCCUCUACGCUCGAAGACUUGGUGGCUGAAGUAGUCUCUUCUACCGGUAUCUGUCGCCAAGCUUUGGUCCUUAGGUCGGGCUAUCCGCCCAAACGAAUUAAUUUGAGCUCUGAAAGUGCUCAGCUAACCCUGAAUGAGCUGAAAAUAUGCUCAGGUGACAGCAUCAUGGCAGUUGCAAAGCCAUUGGAGGCCCCUUCUCCUGUUAGAGAAAAGUUACCUUUCUCCCGGCUGAUUCGAAAGGUCGCUCCCUCUGACGAUUGUUGCCUUUUCACAAGCGUCAAUUUUUGCAUCAGCAAUCGUGACUCUUCUUGGUUGAUUGAUGAGCCGAUCGUGACAAAUUCUGAAGCCGUGCGGGAGACGCGUACGCUCAUCGCCCAUACUGUGCUUAAUAAUCCAGCUACUUUCACCGAGGCCAUUCUCGGAAUGCCCGCGAAGGACUAUGCAAAAUUCAUUGCGGAGCCUCACCGGUGGGGCGGUGGUAUCGAAGUUUUCAUUCUAUCGAUGCUUCAUGAAGUCGAAAUCGAUGUUGUGGAUGUGCUCACGAGUCGCAUAGAUCGGUUCGGUGAAGACAAGUCCUACUCCCAUCGCAUACUGCUGCUUUAUGAUGGAAUUCACUAUGAUGCACUCGCUGUGGAACUUUCGGACUUUGGAACGCUUCAGACAAUCUUUCCAACCACUCAGAAUUCGGUGUUGCUGGAGGCCCAAUCACUGGCGCGUGAGGCGAAGUUAGCGGGUCAGUUCACUGACUUGACUAAUUGCAAUCUCCUGUGCACCAUCUGUCGCGCUCCUCUGAGAGGUCAACAGGGGGCUCAACAGCAUGCCAAGUCCACCGGCCACACUCAGUUUCAGGAGCGCAUAUCCCUUUAG
This is a messenger RNA of Echinococcus granulosus, 987 nucleotides long. Its product is annotated as Ubiquitin thioesterase. The record is from RefSeq and is a predicted model, not a curated record. Lineage: Eukaryota; Metazoa; Platyhelminthes; Cestoda; Cyclophyllidea; Taeniidae. Gene Ontology annotation, biological process: endoplasmic reticulum unfolded protein response; protein deubiquitination. Gene Ontology annotation, molecular function: cysteine-type deubiquitinase activity. Bases 1 to 987 code for a protein of 328 amino acids. The transcript is spliced from 4 exons. Gene Ontology annotation, cellular component: cytosol; nucleus.